CCCCCUCCCCCCCCCUCCCGCCAUUGUGCCUGGGAGCGCGGGGCGCGCGCGCGGUGCCGCGUGACGCCCGGGGAGCGCGUGUGGGCGCGAGGCGGCGGGCCUGGGCCAUAGACGCGGGCCGGAAGGAGAGGCGAGGGGGUGGCUAGAGCGUCGCCCCAGCCAGGCAGCCGCCGCGGGCGAGUCGGAGUCCGCCAGGCAGCCGCGCCGCGCCCGCGCCCGGACAAAGCCGCCGCCGCCCGCCGCCCCGCCCCGCCCCACCCCGCCCCGCCAGCAGCCCCGCCGCGGAGCCAUGUCGGCCAGCAGCCUCCUGGAGCAGAGACCCAAGGGCCAAGGCAACAAAGUGCAAAACGGAUCUGUGCAUCAAAAGGAUGGGUUAAACGAUGAUGACUUUGAGCCCUACUUGAGUCCCCAGGCUCGGCCGAAUAAUGCAUACACUGCAAUGUCCGAUUCCUACUUACCAAACUACUACAGUCCCUCCAUUGGAUUCUCCUACUCCUUAGGCGAAGCUGCCUGGUCUACGGGGGGUGACCCACCCAUGCCCUACCUAACCUCUUACGGACAGCUGAGCAACGGGGAGCCUCACUUUCUCCCAGACGCGAUGUUUGGGCAGCCGGGGGCCCUUGGCAGCACUCCAUUUCUUGGGCAGCACGGCUUUAACUUCUUUCCAAGUGGGAUUGACUUUUCGGCUUGGGGGAAUAACAGUUCUCAGGGACAAUCCACUCAAAGCUCUGGCUAUAGUAGCAAUUACGCCUAUGCCCCUAGCUCGCUGGGUGGAGCCAUGAUCGACGGGCAGUCUGCCUUUGCUAACGAGACGCUGAACAAAGCUCCUGGCAUGAACACCAUCGACCAAGGGAUGGCAGCUCUGAAGCUGGGCAGCACAGAUGUUGCGAGCAGCGUCCCAAAAGUCGUCGGUUCCGCUGUCGGUAGCGGAUCCAUUACCAGUAAUAUCGUGGCAUCUAACAGUUUGCCUCCAGCUACUAUCGCUCCUCCCAAGCCGACCUCCUGGGCUGACAUUGCUAGCAAACCGGCUAAGCAGCAGCCCAAGCUGAAGACCAAGAAUGGCAUUGCAGGGUCGAGUCUUCCACCGCCUCCAAUAAAACAUAACAUGGAUAUUGGAACUUGGGAUAACAAAGGGCCGGUGGCAAAAGCCCCGUCACAAGCCUUAGUUCAGAAUAUUGGUCAGCAGCCAGCCCAGGGGUCCCCCCAGCCUGUGGGUCAGCAGAUCAAUAACAGCCCACCGGUGGCACAGCCUUCAAGCGGGCAGCAGCCCCAGCCGCUGCCGCCGCCGCAGCCAGCCCAGCUGCCUGUGCCGCAGCAGACGGCCCAGCCCACUCGCUGGGUUGCCCCCCGUAAUCGCGGCAACGGGUUUGGUCAAAACGGAGUGGACGGUAAUGGAGUGGGACAGUCUCAGGCCAGUUCUGGUUCUGUUCCUUCCGAGCCACACCCAGUCUUGGAGAAGUUGAGAUCCAUCAACAACUACAACCCCAAGGAUUUUGACUGGAACCCAAAACAUGGCCGGGUUUUCAUCAUUAAGAGUUACUCUGAGGACGAUAUCCACCGUUCCAUUAAAUAUAACAUCUGGUGCAGUACAGAGCACGGCAACAAGAGACUGGAUGCCGCCUAUCGCUCCAUGAAUGGGAAGGGCCCUGUUUACUUACUGUUCAGUGUCAACGGUAGCGGUCACUUCUGCGGAGUAGCAGAAAUGAAAUCUGCUGUGGACUAUAACACGUGUGCGGGUGUGUGGUCCCAGGACAAGUGGAAGGGACGUUUUGAUGUCAGGUGGAUUUUUGUGAAGGACGUUCCCAACAGCCAGCUGCGGCACAUCCGCCUAGAGAACAACGAGAAUAAACCAGUGACCAACUCCAGGGACACUCAGGAGGUGCCUCUGGAAAAGGCUAAGCAGGUGUUGAAAAUCAUUGCCACCUACAAGCACACCACCUCCAUCUUUGAUGACUUCUCACACUAUGAGAAACGCCAAGAGGAGGAAGAAAAUGUUAAAAAGCUUUGUUUAAAGGCAGGAGAAAACUGGAGGGGAAGGCUUUUAGAUCUGGUUGGUGCUCUAAUCUGUGUUUUCCUCUGUAAGGCAGGGGACUUUGUUUCCUCAUCCCUAAAACAGGAGCAGCUGGGAGCCAUUUCACUGCAACUGAAGUGGAAGUUGAGUGGUGGAAGGGCAAGCCUGUUGCACUUGCCUCAGAGCCCUGCCUCUCGCUGUUAACACCUUGUUAGCAGUCUUUAAAAUAAUAUUUUAAUAUGACAUUUUGUUAAUAUUAUAAAACAGUAAAAUACAAUGUUUAAAGUUGACUUGCUGAAGUUGGUUUGAGGACGUGUUGAGAUGCACUGUUUAAAAUCAUUUUUUUGAGGACUGGUGAUGGGAUUUGAAGCUGUUCUUCUCUAGUCACUGAGCCAGACACGGUGAGGAGGUUUUGCACCUCGUACAGGUAUGGCCUUAGGCAGAGGGAGCUUAUUUCAUGGCCUGUUCUAGGGAGCUGGUUCCCAACUCACUUGUUGGCAUUUAGUGUGAGCAAAGCUCUGUGCUCCCUUCCAUCCAGGUUAUCUUCACAUUGGCUGGGUGAUUUCUGCUCUAAGUUGCAGAAUACUCCAAACUGAUCGUUCUUAUAAAUAUGUUAAUUGCAUUCAUUAUGAACAUACUAAUGACUUCAAAUGAAUGUCUUAAAUUUAAAAAAAAAAAACAAAACACAACUGUACUUCCUUCAGCAGCCAAGUUGAAAUUGCAUGUGUGUGGCAGAUUCCCUAGAAACGAGGUGGAGGGUUUGGUGCGUGAGAAUGGAGUGUGUAAGAUGUCAGCAGCAAUGGCUGCUUCCCCCCAUCCCCCCCCACCAAGCGUUCCGGCUAAAUCGCCAGCGCUGAGGUUAAUAGCUAUGACCCAGGCGUUGUGGUUUGAGUUAUUUUAUUAACAGCUACUUCUCCAGGAAAAAGUAGUUUUCCUUAGAAGAUAAGUAUUUGCCAGCAGUUUUGUUCAGUGAAAGCACCAGGACUGGUCCUGCGCAGUUCCCUGGGUUUUCUGUCUGGUGCAGAAGUUCAGUGGGUCACAGGACGUUGCCGAAAGCUGAUUAGGAUCCCAAGAAGACUGUUGAAGUGCAUUGGUAUGUGAGCUUGUAUAUACGCAAUACAUCAAGAAUAGCUUCAUGCACAGUGUUCCUCACUUGUUCUUAAUGAAAAUGUAAUUCUGCAAGGGUUUGUUGUCUGAAAGAAGUGGCUUUCUUUUCUGUCUCCUUUGAAGUGUUGUGUGACAGGUAUUUGUUGGGAAGCUUCUUGUUCUAUUCUGUGCAAUUCUUUUUGCCACAAUUACUAGAGUCCUCUCGUUUUCUUGGAUGCUCUUGUUUGUACCUGGUAGUGAUUGUACUAUCUUAUGCUUUUGCGUUAAUAAACCAGUUCCUUAAUGGUGCAAACUGCUGGAUGCUUGCCAAGCUAGAACAGUGCCACCCUGCUUUUACUGCAGCAAAGUUACCCAGGGAAGUCUCCGUUAACAAGGAUUGUCAUUAUCCAGGCUGAUUACUGGGAUAGAGAGUUGAUUGGAGCUCCUUCCAGUGACUAGCGCCCAGUGUGAGGCUUUUUAAUUGGUGUAUCAGUCAUGUCAUAUUGCGUUUGGGCAGUUAAUAAUAAAGUGCUUCGAUUUUUGUAAACUGUUCUUCAGCAAGGACUCGGAAAUGAAGACUGUGUUUCUGGUUCCAUAUCAUUAGAACUUUUUUAUUAAAAGGAUGAUGCUGAGCUUUUUUUUUGUGGUUAACUGCAGAGCUAUUUCUUGUAAUGUAAUACCAGUUUAGAAGACUUAGAUAAAAUCUACCUAAAAACCCUUGUAUUUUGUUUCUAAUCUUUAGGGGAAAAGAAACCACACUACUUUAGUUUCCUUCCCUGUGUGUAUCUGUACACACAGGGAAGGCUCUGCUUUCUCAGCCCUGUUGUUUGUAGUGUGAUGCCAUCUCCUCUAAAAUGACUUCAGAGAAUUUCUCAUCAUCACUUGCAAACUCUUAAGAAAUCGUAAAGUCCUGCUCAUCAACCUUCUGGCUGGUGCAAGCCAGCCUGAUUUGGGGUUCAGCUGAUUAGAGUGCCAUGUUCUUGAUAUAUUAAAGGAAGAAACAAAAAAAAAAAGUUGAAAUAUGAAGCUGUGUUCCAGUGAAUACUGCUUUGUGUUCCCUUUCAAGUGGCAAUAAAAUGAGGGUAUACACAAAUGGCUAUAGGGAGUUCAUGAAUUCAGCUCUUCAUGGUUGACAGAAGUAGGCAAAUGGAUCUCCUCUUAUCCUUUUAUAAUAAGGAAUACUGUGAUGUGUUUUUCUUGUAGCAUGAAGUAUUUCUUCUGCGUUAUUUGGGAUGGAGGUAGUAUUUUAGCCUCAAACACAAGAACAACUGCAGCGGGUCAGACCUUAAGUCUGUGUAGUGUCAUGUUGCGUCUCUUGUGGCUGCAAGGUCUGCAGGACUCAAUAGAGACCCUGCUUAAGCAUCUUUGCUCUUUUUCCAGGUAGAAAGCUCCAUGUGCGGCUAACAAUAACAUGGUCAAGCACAAAUGUCUGAAAGGGCAGUACAAGCACAUAUUUAUCCAUCUCUGAAGGUUUUCCUUACACUUCACAAUUUGUGGCUCAAGAAUAUCUUUGACCCAGAGGAUGUAUCUUUAGUAGCUUAUGAUUUCCCUUGUUGUCCACAGGAAUUUGAUGCAUUUCUUGAGCAUGCUCAGGAUCCUGUGGCAGCAGGAUCUUCAGCUUAAUUACAUCAUGUAGGGAAACACAUCUUUUUGGUUUGCUUUGUCUGCCUCGUGAUACUCCCUAGUUUUUGCACUGGAAGGGGUGGUGAGCAGUUGAUUUCAGUGUCCUCUCUGUGUCUGCUCUGCUUUUACAGUUGUCUCUCUUCCAGGCUUGAGAGCUAGAGCACCGUGGCUGUGCAGAUGGAAGCCCUUCUGCCCUUUGCUCAUCCCUGUUGUUCUCUUCUAACCCUUGUCGGGUGUUCUGCGUGCCCGUAGGGAUGGAGAGGAGCGGAGCUGCAUGCUGCUGGGGGUAGAGGUGCUGCUUGGGUUUGUAUAAAGGCAUAGUGACGUGUUUGGCUCCAAGUGAUGUUUAGUUUUCUUGAUGGUGGAUGUUUUCCAUGUUUCACAUGGAUGCGGGGGAAAAAAGCAGGGAUUUGGUAUGUGACUUUGAGGGUGGUUGGAGGGAUGUUUUCCUGGAGUUAAAGACCGUAACCCUGGCCUCGUGUUCCCGAUGGUUAGUGGUCAUUUCAGAGCCUGUCAUCUUGGGGUCGGAUGGUGAUUUUUCCCACAUGUCAUUUGAUUUAUCUAAACCAGGUAGACCAAAUUCCCUGUAAUGUUCAGCUGCUUUUUGUCACAAAGUCCUCCACUUCUUCAGUUGGCCGCUGUUUUUAUAACUCUGCAUAGCUUAGUAUCAUCAGUAAACUUCGUCACUUUAUUAUUCACUCCUCUAUCUAGAUCUCCUGUGAAUAUAUGGAACCAUGAAUUCUAGUGAAGCUCCACAGGUUUUCUCCACACAAGAUCAUGCAGCUCUUGCGUGGCGUGACAGAGGGUGGUGCAGAGGCUUUAUUAACUCUACAGCAGUGACGAUUUUGAAACAUCAGAGUGGAAGUCCUUCCUUUUUCUAGAGUCACGUGGCAGUCAUUUUCUGGUGCUAAUACUUAUUGUGUGAGCUGUGAUUUAAGGUAACCAAAGUAAUGAAAUGCAUUUCAUGUGAGCCUAAAUGAGAAAGAAGAACGGUGGUCUGUUUUUUUUUAAAAAAAAAAAAGCACUUUACUGUAUCUGGUUUAGGUAAAGACUCUGAUGUGAAGCUCAGAGUGAGCCUCUGGUAAAUGCUGUCGGUAUUUCAGUGCUAUUUGAUUAAACUUUCACAUUAACUACUCCUGUUACUUUUGUCCAUGCUAUUAAUGUUCUUUCCCACUUUGUGAGGAUUUUGGUGCAGGCAGAUAGGUCAGUGCCCUGCCCUGUGGUGGGAGAUUGAGGUGCCCCAAUGGGCAAGCGUUGGCAGACUGCAAAAAGAAAGAUGGCAAGCUUCUCAUCCCUUGUAGUGACAGGGAAGAAUAAAGACUCCCUGGUUUAAGACAAGGAGAACUUUCUGCCUUUGUAAUGACUUGAAAAGGCUUGUGGUGAUGUUAUUUUGCUUCUGCUCCAAAGCCAGCAAGUUGUCCUCGCAUGGAGUGCCACUGGGAGUCCUCCCCAGCUGCUCUGUGUUGCUCUUUGCUCUAAAUAUUCAUCUAUGUUCUCAGCUUUUACGCCACUCUUGUUUCCUGCACAAGUUUUGCCCUGUGGGACAAGGCUCCCUAUGGGAGGGUAAUUAUAAAUGUUUAUGGAAAUUGGGCUGCUUUACUCCUGCAAUCAAAUGUGAUGUUUAAGCAAGAAGAGGUACGUUCUUUGCAAUUGGUUGCAUCAGUUUUAAAGGUGCCUUGCAAGGUGCUAGGGAACAGUGGCAUGCCUGGUGGUAUCUGACAGCUGGGACCACCUUGCUUGUAUAAAACCCACUGCAGGGGGAAAGUCCUGGCACUCUUCGGGCCCUCCUCAGCCCUAGCCCCAAGCUAGGUGCUCUGACAGGGUAAUUCAGUGUCUGACAUAAAGUACGUGGCUGCUGUGGCAUUUACGUUCCCUGGUGUUAAGGUAUAUUGUGGCUUACACCUGCACCUGAGGAAUUGCCUCUUGCUGUUCCAUAUUUAUUUUCCAUGAGUUCAUAUCCUGACUAAACAGUGAGGUGACGAGCAUGUAGCAGCCCCGUGGUGUACUUGGGUUUGGAGAGGGAGCCAGAACUUCCUACCUGCCCAGCCAUGCACACUCAGUGUGGUGGUAGGGGACACUCUGGUGCUUCCCACUGCCUUCUGCUUUUUUGGGGACAAAGCCUGAAUUGCAGGGGCUGACCAGGCACAGUUGCAUCCCUGCUUGGCUCACACUUUUGCAGUGAUGUGAGUUUACCCCUUUUGGGAUUCCACGGGUGUUUGAGUUUGCUCCGUUAGAUUUUGAUCUGUAAAACAAGAGUUACUUUUAUUGGCCUAUCUCCUGUCUUCGUUCUUGGUGGUGAGCUCUGUUAUGUGAGUGGGGAGUAGGUGAAGAUGUCUGACUAUAACCAGAUCAUUAUUUGAUUUUUAUCCCCUUUCCGAGAUGAAACAGACUAGGAUGUAGCUUUUAUCUGUAACUCUGAUGGCUUUCUGAUGCUGACAACAGGAAAACCUCAUAUUUGGUUUGUAAAUCAUUUAGGACUUGAGGCUGUUUGUGGAGCAGAAGAGCGUUAUAAAGUGAUGCAUGGUCCAUCGUUUGUGCAUGCCUUGAGCUGAUCCUGCUGGGAGGGCAGCGCUGGGCACAUUUGAGGCAGCCGGCUGCUGUAACUCCUGGGUUCUAAGGCACGUCAGAAGUUUGCCUCGGAGACAGAAACGCAUGGAAAUCCAGCAGUGUGCUUUGCUAGGAUCACAUCCAGUGUGCGACAGGUGGUGGUGUGAGCAGCAAAACGCCACGUUGUCGCAGCAAACGUCGUGGGCUGUCAAACGAGGUGUCUGGUGAGAGUUGUGUGUGCGUGUCUCAAGGCUGGUAUUUGAUUGCGGGGUAUCUCAGCCCUUUGGGGAAUGAUGCUGAUAGCAUAGACCACGCUCCAAGGAAGUGAUCUCCUGCAGUUCCUUUGUGGGCAGGUACUGGGCAAGUGAUACUUCUUGCUUGUAAGACUUUCUCAGUUUGAGGCUGAGACGGCUUCCUGGCCUGCCUGAUGUCUGCAGGCAGCUACACCGUGCUCCAGGUCAGCUGGGUCCAAAUAAACCACAGUUGGUACGCUGCCCAGCUGGGAGCCAUGCUCUCGGUUGUUCUCAAGGCCCUCCCUUUCGUUUUAGUCUUCUAUUUCCCUAUCUGUAGUGUGGCAAUAAUAUCCUUACCUUUGCCAGAGCAGUAUUGAGGUUGAAUGUUGGUUGUUAAUCAGGGUAAGAGCUCUGAAGAAAUGUGCAGUGUUACCGCCUAUUGCCAUCAUUUCACGGCAUAAACUCUUGAGCCUUUUGUUGUUGGCUCCCCACAGUGUGACUAGAUAACAUAAUCUUUCAUCAGCCUUCUCCACCAGCUUGUUCAGUCGCUAUUAUCAGGACCUGGCUUGUGAUAUUGCUGCAUCCCCCCUCCGGGGACAGCGGUGAUGUGACUGAAGUGGUUUAAAGCGGGAUGAUUGCAGAGGGCUCCUACUUGGAAAUGUUUGCCUCGUGUGAGCUUGGUGCCUCUGAACACCACCAGCCCAGAAGCACGCUGGCCGUGAUGUGUGGGUGUCAGCGCUCGAUUGAGCCCUGGCCUGCAUCUUCCCAGCCACUGGUGUAUCACUCUGCACUUCAGUCAUUUCAGUGCUGUGGUGCUCCUGCCCCUCUGGUUGCUGAGGGGUUUGGUAGGUGGGAGAUGAGUCUGAGCUGGUGUCUUUUCCUGCUGCUCCCACGUGGCUCAAUAAGACAUGGCCCAGGUCUAAUGAAAGUGCAGCUGAAGAGAAUAAAACACGUUCUGGUGGAAUAUCUCUGCCCCGACAUGUAGUCCCCGGGAUGAGGGCGUGCAGAUACUGCUCUGCCUUCCCCUGGGCUGUCCCUUAGCUGGGUGGGCUGUCUGUUACACCAUCCCAUGGCCUGUGAUUUCAGAAGAGGAUGAGCCAGGAAGGACAAACGUUUGUAACACUGCAGACCUUUGCUAUGUGUUCUGGUACAUCUGUUUGCUGCUUUGCUAUGAUUUGGGUGCUCACUUGUUACUCCAUAACACCCCAAGGACCAAGAUGUGUUCAUGUGCUGCAGUUGGGCUGGUGGAUGGGACAGUGUAAAAAUCCUGGCUACCCCCUUUUCCAGGAGGAGACCGCAAGCGAGUGGAUGUGAAUCUCCCAGAGAAAAGCAAUGUUGAAAUUAGCAGAGAGCCGUUCCUUCCCUGGCAGCAGUGCCCUUGGCAGCACCUGCUUGACCAGGCAGAGCUCUUGGCUGGCUGGCUCGGCACCUCCCGGAGCGGAGGCUUGGGCUCCUCAUGGAGAGCAGGGCAGGACAGCUCGAGGUAGGUAUGAAGUCAGCCCCUUGAGAGCCCGUGGCAGGUGUGGUUAGAUGUCAGGCUGCUGUUUUCUGUGGCGUGCUCCUUAGGGUACUGUUGGCAGUGCUGCUGGAGGGUAGCAGUACUUCUGCACCAGUAUUUCCAGGUUGAAUAGCAGGAGGUUUUAAACAGUAGGCUGGGUUGAGAAAAACCAGGCUAUAAUCUAUCCUGAAGAUGUUCGCUUUGGUCCCCUCUCUAGCUUGGGGACAUGGAGAUAUCUGCUCUAGCCUCUUCUGAAGGUGUGGCACCUUCUGUUCUGGCACAUUGGGAUUUUGGGGUGGGGGUGGGGGUGUCACUUUUGCACCAAGGCUCGGUCCUGUUUCCUGCUCCUUGUUAACCAUACACUGAUGUCGGGAGCAGCUUCGCCUUCACAGCAGGGAGGAGUGACUAAUCGUUGGCCCAUCUGGUCAGCUAAUGGGGUGACACUCUCAGCAGGACCCUCAGCCUCUGUCUGCAGCCAGCCCAGGACACUGGGCCUGGCCGCUGAUGGAGAGGGGAGCGAUUGAACCUGGCAGCCGGCUUAUCCCGUGUCUGCAUUGGGGAAGACGGAGGCAUCAGCUCAGGCACUUGUGGCUUCUUCCUGAAGGAAUGCGUCACGUUGCCAUCUGUCCUUGUUGAACGUAACGUGCUGGCUGCUGAGCCAGGCAGCAGAGAAGGAAUAGGGCUUGGCACCUUCCUUCUGAUUUGUGCCUUUCCCUGCAGCGCUUGUUUUACUUGGUGUUCAAGACUGGCUUUGCUUUCUACCAUGGUAGUUUUAUUUCACUGUUGUGCAGUGGUGGCUUUUUAGCAACGGGCUCGGGCCGACUUAGUGGAGAAGAGGAGAAUUUCGUUGACUUACGUGAGGCAAAUAUUCUUGAGGAGAACGUGUGCCUUGAUCUAAUCCCUCUGCCCAGAAGGCGGUCUGUGCGGUGUCGUGUGGGGCUUGCUUUGCCAUCCGGCUCGUGCAGAGGAGUUGGAGCUGGAGUCUCCGUGGGCCAUGGUCUGCACGUGGCUGAGGGGCUGCCACAGCCUGGGGUGUUGUUUUGGGCUGGAUGCAAGGCAGCCUUUUUUGGGAAGGUUCCUAAGAAUGGGUGGCUAUAAGUGCUGUUAGCCUGGGAUCGAAGCUUCUCGGAGACGUCCUGGAUUUAGCGGUGGUGGCAGAAGACUUAUUUCUUGGAGCAACCCGCAUGCUUCUGGCAGAGGCUGCCUGCUCCCCCCACCGGGAAGGUGCCCCUGAUCACCAGGUUAAGGAGGGGCAGAGGGAAGCAGGCAGGCAGCGCUGCAGCUGCCCUAAAUUUGGGGGACACAACCCUGGGCAGAGCAGCAGACUCACAGGGAAGCAUCCAGAGCUGAAAGAGCCGGGUGUCAGUUUCGGAGCCCUAACAGUGUCCCUUCUCUCUGAGUGACGUAUGUUAACACAAGGGAAAAGCCACCUUGUCCUGCUCUGCCAGCAGGCAUCUGCUGCAGGUGUUGCCCUGCUCUGGAGGCAGGAUGGACCUCCUGAGACUGGCUUAGGUGGGGAUUAACUCAUUCCACCUCUGAGCAUGGGAGCUGGAGCCAAAAUGCCUUGGGUGCUCUUCGUGAAGAGACUUCAGACACCUGUGCUCGGAGAAGAUGCAGUUAAGAGACAAGGAGGAGCAUCAGCCCAGAGCCCUUUAGCUGUUGACAGGUUUUAUUUUUGAGCUGGUAUAUGAUCUGGAAAUGGUGUUUUGAAUGUGGGCUGGACAGCAUCUCUUAACCCUUUGGGGUAGCGUCGACCCUCCUCCUUGCAAAGUUUCUCUGUUAAACCCAAUCAAAGCCCAGAAGAGGCUGGCCUGUGGUACGUGGCACAGGAGAGGGUAAGUCCUUGAUGCCUGGGUAUAUUUUGCGCUGUGCUGCCUGUUCAGCUUGGUGUAAAUGUUUGCCUGGAUGGUGCGUUCCGUCGGUGCUGGAAGAGAGAUGUGGCUGAAUGCCAAGGGGGUGGUAGCAGCAGUCAGCGGGAGAUCCCUGUGAACCUGUUGGUUUUCAAGUGAGACGCCAUUGGUAGGUUUCAGAGUUACUGGUGAGGUGUUCUGCUGGGAGCUGUGGGCUACGUCAGUCCCUGCAGACAGGCAGAUGUCCCUGGGUUUGAGCUCCAGUCUGCUUUGAUGCGCACAUGGGAGUUCAGGUGAGGCCACGAGGUCUGUGCAACACCCGCAGCGCCUGGGGGAGCUGGGCUGCCCUGCUCCGGCAGCAGCUGGGUGCAGGCAGAGCUGUGCCACACGCCCUGGCAUUCAUUCCUUGCUUCCUCUUUCUUCUCCCUAAAGCAGCGCUGCCUGAUCCCGCAGCGCUGCCAAGCCCUGCUCCCAAAGCUGCCCAAGCCUUCCCCAGCCCAGAGCUCUGCUUUGCGACGGCCGAGGUACCUUGUGGGUGCAGAGGGUCUGUGCCAUGGGGUGGGGAGCUUUGCCUCCCCCACUCCCAGCACCCACUGACUGCAGCUGCAAACUCCAGUACUGACAGACUCACUUUUUUUUUUUUUUUUUUCCCACCAAUUCUUCCUUGGUUGGUGUGGGUUGGUUUCUUUUGUUCUCCCGUUCCUCUUUAUGCUGUUAAACCUCCUGCCUGGAGCAGCCUGGUGAUGUCUGUCCUGGGGAGAGUCCAGAACUGUGCUGAAGGAUGCUGCCGUGAGGAAGAAGAGCAGAGCUGUGGUACGCACAGCCCUUAGAAAGCAGAAGCACAAUGAGCUGGUAGACCUUGGCAGUGUAAAUACAUCACAUUAGCCCAUGCGGUUGGAAUAGCUCCUUUGCAAAGGAAAAUACUCUUCUCAGACUCUGCUCACGUGGGACAGGCCCCCGUCGCAGAUCCGCCUGUUGAAAUGCUGAUGUGUGACAGCGAUGAAUAAGAUUGCUCUCUGCUAAC
Messenger RNA from Falco peregrinus (peregrine falcon), 11872 nucleotides. RefSeq names its product YTH N6-methyladenosine RNA binding protein F2 (gene YTHDF2). Lineage: Eukaryota; Metazoa; Chordata; Aves; Falconiformes; Falconidae. Gene Ontology annotation, cellular component: cytoplasm. Gene Ontology annotation, molecular function: mRNA binding; N6-methyladenosine-containing RNA reader activity. The transcript is spliced from 5 exons. The coding region runs from base 290 to 2215 and encodes 641 amino acids. The record is from RefSeq and is a predicted model, not a curated record. Gene Ontology annotation, biological process: mRNA destabilization.